UCCGCCAUUUGAAAUAUUUGAACUUCCUUGUGACAACUUCCAAUGUACGCUUUGGUUUACACUGAACAAUUAUCAGAGGAUCUGGGCGAAUAGUCGUAGUUUUUGCGUCUUAUGCACGUUGGGAUUCCGACGUCGGCUGUUUUCUUACCCGAUUGGGGAAAAAAGCGUAGAGAAGUGUGCGAAUGCUGCGCGUAUUCGAAACGUGUUCAACAACGGAACGCGGUAAAGUUUUUGCAUGAGUUGAACACUGCUCGCGGAUAAGGAGAGGCGAAGAGAAGGCCUGUGAAGCCUGGGCUUUUUUCUUGCGCUAGUCAUGGCCGGAAAUUUUGAUUCGGAGGACCGAGGGAGCUGGUAUUGGGGGAGAUUAAGCCGGCAAGAGGCGGUUUCGCUGCUCCAAGGGCAGAGGCACGGAGUAUUCCUGGUGCGGGACUCGAUCACUAUUCCCGGGGACUACGUGCUGUCUGUGUCGGAGAACUCCAAAGUCUCUCAUUACAUAAUAAACAGCAUCAGCAGCAAUCGCCAGUCCGGACCAGGACUCGCUCCUCCUCGGUUCCGUAUCGGAGAUCAGGAAUUUGACGCCUUACCUGCCCUGUUGGAGUUCUACAAGAUCCACUACCUGGAUACCACCACUCUGAUUGAGCCCAUCAAUAAAGCCAAGCACUCUUCCUUUAUCAGCGUCAAUGCAGGAACAGGAGGACCUCCUCAGAGGCUGGAAGAAGAGUACGUCCGAGCCCUCUUCGACUUCCCCGGCAAUGACGACGAGGACCUUCCGUUUCGAAAGGGCGAUAUUCUAAGAGUUCUAGAGAAGCCAGAGGAGCAGUGGUGGAACGCUCAGAAUUCUGAAGGCCGUGUCGGCAUGAUCCCCGUGCCCUAUGUGGAGAAGUACCGGCCGGCCUCGCCAACAUCAGGGGGCCCUGCGGGGUCUGUUGGAGGAUCUGGAGCUCACGGCAACUCUGACAGCCACGGUUCUCAGUCUCAACCUCUGCUUGGUGAGCCGGGCCAAUAUGCCCAGCCAACAUCUUUACCCAAUCUACAGAACGGUCCAGUUUAUGCCAGGGCCAUUCAGAAGAGAGUUCCCAAUGCCUAUGACAAGACUGCUCUUGCUUUGGAGGUCGGCGACAUGGUGAAGGUGACCAAGAUCAAUGUAAAUGGGCAGUGGGAGGGUGAGUGCAAGGGAAAGCAUGGUCAUUUUCCCUUUACCCAUGUUCGCUUGCUGGACCAGCACAACCCAGAGGAUGAACUGAGCUGAGAGAGUAGACUGUCUUCCCUAGCAGCCCUUAGAUGUACACUCAUUUACACACACAUACACACACACUUUGGCUCCUCACACAUCCUCACUACUGCCUUUUACCUUCCCGCCUCGUCAUUACCUUGUGCCAUUGUGUCUCAUGCCAACAUUCACAAUACCUGCAACAAUUCCCUUAUUAGAUUUUAUGCAAUAAUUGAAGAUAUUUACCAAGUAAACACUAAAUUCAGCACGCAACGCCAUACACUACAUAGAGAGGAGCAUUAGUCUGUGGCUUCUUGUGAACUGAGAAAAGAAGAAGAAGCCUGCUUGGACUUAAAACGUGAGCAGUUUGGUGUCUUAAUAAGGGACUGUUCCUUUGCUUCGACUGCGGUAGCAUACACUACUUCGUGUCUUAGUACACAGCUGCACUCACACUACAAAUCAUCUACUACAUGAGAAAAAUUCAGAAAUGCAGAACAAACGUGCUUCGAAAUAGUUUUUAGUCUUUUUCAUUGGCUUGUCAGUCAUUACUGGCUCAGCGCCGGUUCCUAUCGGGGCGGUACACUAUAUAAAAGAUGGAGCAGCCCGAAUCCUCACCGCAUUUAGUUUUAUUUAUGCACAACAUUUCAAAUGUAUACAAGAUGGGCCAUGCAUCAUUAUUCACUACGGCUAAGUAACUUUGUUUUACUACAUUUUCAUUAUAUAUUAUCAGGAAAUGCUACUUUCACCUUUAUUGCUGUACUUGGAAGUAUUACACUAAAUGCAGAUUUGUUGAAUGUGUAACCCUAAUUUCUAAUGCUAGACUCGAUACGUCAACAUAAGAUAGACUUUAUUGAUUUUUGUUGUUUUUGUUUUUAAAUAAAAAUCCAACAUUGUGACUUUUCCACUAUAA
Molecule: messenger RNA, 2120 nt
Organism: Carassius carassius (crucian carp)
Lineage: Eukaryota; Metazoa; Chordata; Actinopteri; Cypriniformes; Cyprinidae
Product: adapter molecule crk-like
Exons: 3
Coding region: 314-1249 (311 amino acids)
Molecular function (GO): protein binding
Source: RefSeq, a predicted model, not a curated record